AUGUCUAUUCUUUCGCGUCGAGCCUCCAGUCUUGCCGUUAACUCAUCUCUCCCAUAUAUUUAUCUCUCACAAAUACCCUAUGCAAAGGCACUUUCUCUACAAUCACACCUUGUCACUCGUCGUUUAAAAGCUCGAAAGCAACUUCAAUCCCCCUCAUCUUUGACAACAGAGGAAAACGCGCGGUUACAACAUAUAGCCAACACUGACAUUCUACUUUUAUUACAACAUCCACCUACAUAUACAACCGGUAGACGUGAUAGAAAAAGAGCUGAAGGAGACGUUAAUAAUGUCGGGUCUGAGGAGAAAAGGUUACGAGAGUUUGGUGCAGAGUAUUUUGAAACUUUACGUGGUGGACAAACUACAUUUCAUGGCCCUGGUCAAUUAAUUGGUUACCCGAUACUCAAUUUACAAAACUACAAGCUCUCUGUUAAAUGUUAUGUGGCUGCUAUUGAGCGUGUGAUAAUUGAAACUUGUGACGCGUUUGGAAUAAAGGCCCAAACGUCUGAGCAUACAGGUGUGUGGACAGAUGGUGAAAAAAUAUGUGCAAUUGGAAUUCAAGUACAACGAUAUAUAACCUCACACGGAUUCGCACUGAAUUGUAAUACUGAUCUGAGUUGGUUUGACCAUAUUAUUCCAUGUGGAUUGGUUGACAAAAAAGUGACCUCGAUGACGAAACAAAUCGCGAAACAACAACAGAUUGAGUUUGCUGAUAAAGAGACUAAUCAAUUGCAAAGAAAAAAACGAGAGAUGUCUGUUGAAAUUGUUUUGCCUGUUCUUACUGAGAAGUUUGGGAAUAUGUUUGAAAGGAGCAUGCAUCCGUUGGGGUGUUUUGAUGAUUCUGAAAUAGGAUUGCGACGUGUUAUUAGUGAAUCUAUAUCGAAAUAA
Ambispora leptoticha is the source of this 885-nucleotide messenger RNA. The record is from the annotation of a GenBank genome assembly. NCBI's taxonomy places the organism in Eukaryota, Fungi, Glomeromycota, Glomeromycetes, Archaeosporales, Ambisporaceae.